Molecule: messenger RNA, 22459 nt
Organism: Anolis carolinensis (green anole)
Lineage: Eukaryota; Metazoa; Chordata; Lepidosauria; Squamata; Anolidae
Gene: kctd16
Product: potassium channel tetramerization domain containing 16
Exons: 2
Coding region: 1378-2379 (333 amino acids)
Biological process (GO): protein homooligomerization; regulation of G protein-coupled receptor signaling pathway
Cellular component (GO): signaling receptor complex; presynaptic membrane; postsynaptic membrane
Molecular function (GO): protein binding
Source: RefSeq, a predicted model, not a curated record
UGGGGGACAGUACUGAACCGUAAAGUUUCAUUUGCACACUAUUCCAAAGAGAUCCGAUUUAUUGAGGCAGUAAAAUGUGCAUGCAACAGGACAGCGAGAUGAAGCACUGUGUUUUGGACAUGAAGCAGAACUUAAAUGCAUGCUCAGUCACAGAGUUCUGCAAGGGACAAAACGUGGAAGGACAGACGGUCUUUCUAUCCAGCGGAUUAAGCAGCAUAAGCUUUUCUGGAGCAUCGCUGCUGGCUUGGGAGAGACCUGUCUGUGGCAGCCUCAUGCUGUGCUUUUCCUUCUGUAACUCGUUGAAAAAAUGAAAAGGGGGUGGGGGAGAAUAAACUAGCGAUGAGUCUCACCCCCUCUAGGUUGCUUAGCUUUCUCAAAGCCAUAUUCCUUUAAGAUGAUGUAAUAGUCAUUUCCCUGGAUGGUUUCUUCCCUGCACUGCUGAAACAACAGCAUCUGAAACUGUGGAACCACCCAGAUCAGCAGCAGCCACAGAGCAGCAGCUUGGGCUAGGGAAAGCAGGAGCAAGGCAGCUCGCCUGGGCAUCCUUUCAAACUGCUGCAGGCUGCUAUGCUCAGCUUGGGUUAGGAACAUGGGAAGCUCUCAGUCAUUACUGAUGGAGAAAGUACUACCACUCUGGGAUGCCACCAAAAUGUGUCACCACUGGGCUCAGAACCUGAGCUUUCUGCAAGUCAUCUAAAACAAGGUCCUCCUGCUGAUGACAUUUGCUCUUCCAAAGGAUCCUGACUUGGUGGGAUUUAUGCUCUUCUCUAUUUGUUGUGAUUGUUUUGCCUUUUUUCAGUCUCAGCUGUUUGCUACACAGCUUCAUUUCUCCUUUUGUGGCUGUUCUUGUUAACUUUCCUCUGUGAGGGUUUAACACUUAAGUUUUGCCUGGAUAUUGCCAAGUGAUCACCCUUCUCUUCUCCGUCUCUUUCCCACUCUGGAUAUGCUUUUUUCACUACCCAUCUUCAGAGUCAUUCUCCUUAAUGCUGAUUUGGGGAUUGCUUAGAAAAUGUUGCUUUUCUUCACAGAAGCUGCUUUCAUCCAUGUAACCAAGGCUUGUGAAUGAUAGGAAACAUGGUUUAAUCCUACUGUUUUGGGUUUUCAUUGAAGAUCUCAUCCUUUGAUUACAUUUUGUGAAGCCAGUCCUCUUUAUCUACCAUUUAAACCACUUUCUUAGUGGUCCUGAUCAUUAUAGUUGGACUUUUGGAAAUUGAACCCUACAACUUCUUUUUCCUUUUCCUUUUCAUCUCCCCUGCGUGAGAUCCUGCUCUUCUUAAAUGUUGGGAGACUCUUGGGAGAAUAAAUCGAGGAUCCUUACUAAAACCUUGGAUGUGAGUGAUUCUGCCAUAUCUUGGGGUUGGUUGGUUUGAAAGUAUCAUGGCAUUGAGUGGAAACUGCAGGACUUACCUUCCUCCUAGAGAGCAAGCGGCUGCUGCCCAGUCCUUCCCAGAGGUGAUAGAACUUAAUGUGGGUGGCCAGGUUUACUUCACCCGCCAUUCCACUUUGACAGGCAUUCCCCACACUCUGCUUUGGAAAAUGUUCACCUCGAAAAGAGAAGCAGUCAAUGACCUCGCCAAGGAUAACAAGGGAAGGAUAUUCAUUGACAGAGAUGGCUUUCUGUUCCGCUACAUCCUGGACUAUCUCAGGGACAAGCAGGUGGUCCUGCCUGACCACUUUCCAGAACGAGGACGGCUUAAGAGGGAAGCCGAGUACUUUCAGCUACCGGACUUGGUCAAACUCCUGACUCCUGAUGAGAUCAAGCAAAGUCCUGAUGACUAUUGCCACAGUGAUUAUGAGGAGCUUUCCCAAAGCAGCGACACUAGAAUAUGUGCCCCAUCAUCACUUCUGCCCUCAGAUCGAAAGUGGGGUUUUGUUACCCUUGGCUACAGGGGCUCCUGCACCGUGGGUAGAGAGACACAAGCUGAUGCUAAAUUCAGGAGAGUACCAAGGAUUUUGGUUUGUGGCAGGAUUGCUUUAGUCAAAGAAGUUUUUGGAGAAAGUUUGAAUGAGAGCAGAGACCCGGACCGGGCUCCUGAUCGAUACACCUCCAGGUUCUACCUGAAGUUCAGGCACUUGGAGAGAGCAUUCGAUAUGUUGUCAGAAUGUGGAUUCCACAUGGUGGCUUGUAAUUCUUCAGUGACUGCUUCAUUUGUCAAUCAGUACACUGAUGACAAAGUUUGGUCCAGCUACACAGAAUACGUCUUUUAUCGUAAGUACAAGGGGCUUCCCACACUGCGAGGGUUUGGGGUGCAGUGGCCUCAGUAUUUCCUUGGAGACUAUUCAUUUUGCCAGCUGAUCUUUGCUCUUGGGAGACUUUCUAUGGUGAAUGGAGAAAGUAUAGAGGGGCUUAUGUUGAUCAUCCAUCUUUUCAACACCUAGUAAGGGUAAAUUUAGUGAUGUGGUCUUGGCUAGGUGGCAGCACAGUCUGCCAAAUGUGUAUUACGUACUGACACCAUUCACACAACAUACAGAGAGACUGCUCUUCCACCUUUUGCUAACUACCCAUUUGAUGAUUUUAUGUGUCUUUUGAUUACUCAUUCAGUGCAAUGUAAGCUCUGAAAAAUACCCACCCCUCUGCUGAUUUAAUUACAGAAAAUCUUCACAUGUGAUUCAAUUUAAAAAGGUAAUAGAUGUUUGGUAAUAAUCAUGUGCCAUCAGCCAAACCAUCUGUCAACAAAGCUGACAUGCUUACAUACAGAGAAAGGAAAAGCAAAUCUAUUCACUGAAGUUCUUUUCUAGCAGGGUUCUUUUAUGUAAACGAGACAGAAAGAUGAGUCUUAGCUUCAAACAGAGAGGGUGUGCCGAAGAAUUGAGCUUUUGUUUCUUGCUGUGGUUACUCUGAUAGGAAUGUUUUUCAAACUGCAUAUUGGCUAGAAGUGCAUUAGAGCUUCAGUAUCAGGCAUUACAUUUUGAUAUUGAGAGGGAGAUGUUGGUCUGGUCACUUGAGGAUAACUUUUGAUCCAAUUAUUCUAUGGGAGUACUUGAUUUUCACUGCAAAGGACUGUUGCAUUUUCUCCUUGGUUAAUUUCCAGUAGAGGAGGGAUUAAGUUGUUCCAGAUCACAACCAGUAUUCUACUAGGCUCUUUACUAGUUUGGGGAAGACAAAUGUGAAGUAGAAGGGCCUUGCCCUAUUGAACUGUUGCCUUCAGCUUUUAAAUAAUGUUAUAACAAUUUUGAAAAACCUUGCAGAAACUCAGAGAUGGUUUUAACUGGACCUAAGUGUAAAGAAGAGUCAAGGAAUUGAGUAUUUAUUUUAUUAAGGUGAAUAUAAGUCUGUAUAUUUAGCAGUGUUUUUAAUAUUAAUGAAUAUAUGAAAAUGCGUCAGCAUUAAUUAACCAUUCUUGUUAAUCAAAUGACCCAAAAUGACCUAUAAAAUGUAAUAUGAACAUUAUUGAUAUUUUGCUGUUCAUAUCGUUUCUGCUUUACCAGUGGAGUUUUUUCAACUUUACUGUUGAUAUGUGUUUUUUAAAGUGAACAGAUAUAUUAGAAGGGAGUCUAAACUUUGUUGUUGUUGUGUACUUUUGUAUAGUUUUCAACUUCUUGUGACCUUAAGGUAAACCUAUCACAGGAUUGUAUUGGAAAGAUUUGUUUGGGGCGGAGUAUGGUGUGGGAUGGGGGCUGUCUUUGCUUCCUUCUGAGUUUCAGAGAGUGUAACCCAGUGGGUUUCCAUGGCCAAGCAUGGAUUCAAAUUGUCUCCAGAGUCAAUGUCCAAUGUUCACACCACUAAACCAUGCUGGCUCUCUUGACCUAAACUAUAUGCUUUAUUUAAAAAAUAGUUUUCCUUUUCACAAAGGAAGGAGUUUAUAUUUUCCCAAGAAAUCCAAGUUAACAACAUCAAACUAGACAUACGAUAUAUGAUUCCACAGUAGUCUUGCUGCCAUAUUAUGUUUGUUUUCCCUUUUCUCCAUAAUAUUUAGAUUUUGGAAAAAUCUAGAUAUAUCUGGAUUUUUGAGAAAUAUCUGUAUGUGUGUAUAUAUAUAUGAUAGAUAGAUAGAUAGAUAGACAGAUAGAUAGAUAGAUAGAUAGAUAGAUAGAUAGAUAGAUUUUUAGAGGAAUAUCUAGAUUUUUGAGAAAGUACAGCACUUUGCCACCUAGACCAUUAUCCACAGAUGGCCAAUCACAAUUGAGAAACACUCACAUUUGAAUAUGAGAGUGAUUAAAAGCAGUUAAUAUAUUUUUAAAAGGUCAGUACUGUUAAUGUGAUUGAUGGAAACAAUUAGGUCCACAUCCCACUUAAGAGUUAAGGUGUCACUCAGUUAUGAGGCCUUGCUGUUUUGAGGAAAGACAAUGGGAUCAUCUCAAAAAUUGGGUGAUACCAUCUUCUGAUAUACCGUGGAUUGACCAGAAAUGAAGGGAUACAGUUUAUUAGCAUUUUGUAUUACUGCGUUGUGUAAUGUGGCCAAGUUGUAAAUCAAGCAUUUAUUCCUCUCUUCACUACGACCAUAUUAGUGAUUGUGCUAUCCCAAUUCUUCUGUAUUAGAGCUGGAUUAAAAAGAAAAACAAGGGUCUGUGUACAUAAACAUAUUUUGGAACUUCAGACUUAAUACACAUAAGUCAAAAUCAUGCCUUUGUCACCCUGCACAUCUUGGAUUACACUUCAUCUCCACUUAAUUAUUUUCUACAAUAAAUCAUAUAUAUUAAUAUAUAUUAUAUAUAGUCCUUGCUGGAAAUAUUUAUACUAAGCUAAAUCUUCGCAAUUCAUGUUGUUUUUGGUCAAUAGCAUGUCAGCUAUCUUGAUUUAGUCUCCAAUUACUUUAUUAAUAUUUAGUAUUAUUAUUCUGGAUUAAUAGAUGUGUAGUUUUCAUUUUGAGGAAAGUAAUAGUCCCACUAUAUUCUGUGCUAGGCGCCCAAAAUUGAAACAAUAUUCCAGAUGAGGCAUCAUCUGGAAUAUUGUUUUCCAUUCUGAGUACCCUGUUUUAGGAAGAAUAUAUGGUAGAUAAGCUGAAAUUAGUGCAGAGAAGAAUAAUUAGGAUGAUGGGAGGUAUUGAGAACAAAAAUGCAUGAGAUACAUUCAAAUUGCUGGGAAUAUUCAGUUUGAUAAAGAGGAGACUGAGAGGUGGCAUCACAGCACUCUUUAAAGAUUUCAAGGUCUGUCUGAGAGAUGAGGGGCAGGCCUGUUCUCUGCAGCCCCAAUGGGUAAGGCCAGGUCUAAUGGUUUAAAGUUACAGGAGGGUAGAUUUCAACUGAACAUUAGAAGGAACUUAUUGACAGUAAAUGUGGUGCAGCAGUGGAACCAAUUCCUAGAAAGGUGACAGCUUCUCCUAUUCUGUAUGUCUUAAAAAAGGUCUGGACAGCCACCUGCUAUUAAUGCUAUUGCUAGAGAUCCUUUACUGAACGGGGGUUGGACUUGAUGACCUAUGAAGCCGCUUCCAGCUCCAUGAUUUUAUGAUUCUGUGACUGGAAUUUGACAAGAGUAUAGGAUCUUGAUCAAAAAAAGUAAUAAUUUCACUGUAUUCUGGUUUGGUCAGCGCUCACCUGUUGGGUCUAGUUCUAGCCACUACAAGUUAAAAGGGACAUAGAGGGAUGAUAAACAAAAUGGUAAAAGGUCUGGAAACCAAGCUCUUUCUGGAAAAAUUGAGAGAGUUUUAACAUGGGGAAAAUAAAAUUUCAAAAUCAUCUAAGUAGCCCUCUUUAAAUAUCCAAAGGGCUAUAAUGGCCCUGGAGGGCUGCAAGUAGGCUGAAGGCCACAUUUUGCUCACUCUGAUAUACCGUACUUAAAAACAUUUUGGAAGCUUAGUCCUCUUGCACAUAAGCCAAAUAAGGUGAGAUGCAAUGUCUUUCCGAAUUACUGCUAAAUAUUCCUCUAUUAGCAUGUAUGUAGAAAAGGAGCCCCGAUGGCGAAGUGUGUUAAAGCACUGAGCUGCUGAACUUGUAGACCGAAAGGUCCCAGGUUCAAACCCCGUGAGCGGCAUGAGCGGCCGCUGUUAGCUCCAGCUUCUUCCAACCUAGCAGUUCCAAAACAUGUCAAUGUGAGUAGAUCAAUAGGUACCGCUCUGGUGGGAAGGUAACGGCACUUCAUGCAGUCAUGCCGGCCACAUGACCUUGGAGGUGUCUAUGGACAACGCCAGCUCUUCGGCUUAGAAAUGGAGAUGAGCACCAACCCACAGAGUCAGACAUGACUGGACUUAAUGUCAGGGGAAACCUUUACCUUUACUAGAAAUUAGAAUCAUAGAAUCAUAGAAUAGUAGAGUUGGAAGAGACCUCAAGGGCCAUCUAGUCCAACCCCCCGCUAAGAAGCAGGAAAUCGCAUUCAAAGCACCCCCGACAGAUGGCCAUCCAGCCUCUGCUUAAAAGCCUCCAAAGAAGGAGCCUCCACCACGGCCCGGGGGAGAGAGUUCCACUGCCGAACAGCCCUCACAGUGAGGAAGUUCUUCCUGAUGUUCAGGUGGAAUCUCCUUUCCUGUAGUUUGAAGCCAUUGUUCCGUGUCCUAGUCUGCAGGGCAGCAGAAAAUAAGCUUGCUCCCUCCUCCCUAUGACUUCCCCUCACAUAUUUGUACAUGGCUAUCAUGUCUCCUCUCAGCCUUCUCUUCUGCAGGCUAAACAUGCCCAGCUCUUUAAGCCUCUCCUCAUAGGGCUUGUUCUCCAGACCCUUAAUCAUUUUAGUUGCCCUCCUCUGGACGCUUUCCAGCUUGUCAGCAUCUCCCUUCAUCUGCGGUGCCCAAAACUGGACACAGUAUUCCAGGUGUGGUCUGACCAAGGCAGAAUUGUAUGCAAAUCUCUAGUUGCUUUUGUCUUCUUUUUAAAUCCUGUAUUUCCUCUCUGUUUGGCCAUUCUACUUUAAGUAAGUCCCUUAAAGGAACUUUCAAGCCCCAGCAUUUCAGGCAAGUGACUUGUCCCUACAGCUCAUUCUUUGCUGCGUUAUCUAGUUUGAAAGGUUUUAGACAAUGUUCAGUAAUAUAAAUCAGGAAAUUAAUUCAUUACCACUUAAACAAGUACAGUUUAAUUAGCUUAGUUGCUGUUAGUUAACUUAUUAACAGAAAUAUUAAAUAUUCAUUCUUUAACAGAGCAAGAGAUUUACAGACAAAUGCAUGGAGGUUGUCUCUGUUAAUCCCAAAGAUUAAAGUCGUCAUCUCCUGAAUUUUUCUCCCAAUGGAUUAUUAAGCUCAUACAAAAAUUGUUGACUGCUUGGGCCGUCAUUAUUUCUGUAAAUUAUGGUGUCUGAUGCUAUCACAUGUCUCAUUGAUCUGUAUAUCCUUCCAUUUUUAUAACCUUUUCAUACUCAUGCCAACAUACUCAGAUGCUUCUUUAUGAUAUGUGAAUUAGGAAUAAUGUUCAACCAGGAUGAGAAUAACAUGGCCUCCUGUAUUUUAUUGUAGGCUAGAGUGAUUGUUGGAAAUGUCAGGGGGGGAGAAAAUGGAAGAUGGGGUUGAGGAAAACAUUUUGCUUAGUUAUCCAAGAUGCUAGCACUGUGAGAACAACAAUAUACAAAUGCAAAGUGAUAAUGGAAGCUUGCUCCAAAUAAUAAUAUACAAUAUUACAUAUUACAGAAAAAGAAUUGAAGAAAGUCAAAACACCAUCCCACUUCCGAAAGAUACACAGGUGAAUGGAAAGAGGGCCAAUUAGCUUUUCAUGUUAAAAGGCCAUAGAUCUGAUGGCUAAACAACUAAAUCCCUCCUCCAGAACAUAUUUUUCUUCCUUUUUUCUAUUCUUCAGUUUCUUCUCCUUCUUUGAAAGCUUCUCUACUAUUAUUUUAGGGAUUUCCAGAAAUGUAUGUUUCCCACUAUUCAAAACAGCAAGCUGAGCAACAGGAUCAUGCAAUAUAUUUUGUCCAUUUUUAAUCCUUCUCCUUAGACCUUCCCGUCUUAGGAAAUCUGCCAAACUCAUUCCAAUAUUCUAAAAAUCAUUCAGCUCUAUAGACAAUAGAAUUGAUGUCUAUGUUAAUUGAGCAUUCUGCUGUGUUAAGCCACAUCACUGGGAAAAUCAACAAAUCAAUAACUCAGUGAGUUAAUUGACUGGAUAUUUCUACAUUCUGUUCAACCUCUGAACAGCAGAAGCCAGAACUCAGACACAGAGGAUGGGUGGCCAUCUGGAUCAGGAAGGCCUGUGGCACAAAGAGCUGGAGAUUGGUCUCCAGCCUCAGCUUAAACACCAAACUUGAGAUUUUCAUGAAGAGCAUUGAAACAAAUGACUCUAAGACUUGGAGAAGCUCUUCUUAAUUUAUAUUCCUCUCAACACUCAGUGCCCUUGGUUUAAAGUUUAAGAUUCCAUUGCUUUCAGAGUUCAUAACCUAAGAAGGAGUUGAAGGAGCUAUGGUUUCUUGGGUUCCAGAGCAGUUGUCUACACCUUUAUGUUGCACAUGUGGAUUUUUAGCACCCAGUCACUUUUAUUUUCUUCCAAUAACAUAUUUUUGGGUGUCUGAAACAGGCUUGAGACUCCUGAAACAGCUAUUGGCAAAUUAUUCCCAAGACUCCUGGGGUGUAAUUUGUUGUUUUUCAUUUAAAAAUGGGAAUGUGUAGAUGUGGUUAAUUUUGUGAUUAUAAUGCAGCCCCUGGAUCAAUGCUAUAAUUGCACUUGCCUUGAAGCUUCUUGCACUUGAAGAACUAGGCACAUUCUUGGCUUGUUAUCAUAGUAUUACACUAAAGGGGAAUAAAAUACUUGAGUUAAAUUGUAGACACUAACUUUAUGCAUGUGUUACUCAUGCAUAGCGCAAUGAUGUAUAGGAAGUAAAGAUCUGAUAUCCCAGUUAUAGGUCAGUGCCUGUAGCUGCUCUAUUGGAGGGCUUUUCUCUUUAGAAUUGCUGCUUCGGAUCUCUGGGUUGGAAUUAACCUAGCUAUAUCAUAUUGGCAGUGGAGCCAUUCUUUAAGAAAGUGCCAUUCAUAUUUGCACAGGACUCUUGUUGAGGCAGCUCAUCUCCUUGAACUUUAUUCAAGAUCCUCCAGCUCCAUCUUGAACUUACCAAACUCCCAUCCUUCUGAGGAAUUUUAUCAUGUGAUCAGAAAUAGAUGGUCUGGUCCAGUGAGCAACAGUCUAGAAGUGGCUGACUAUGGUGAUAUAACCUAAAACACCAAUAAUAGGUAAAAUAAUGAUGUUGUGAGACAGAGUUAAGGCUGUAGAGGAAAAGAAUGGUGAGCAUCCUUGAGCUAGAACUAUAUGUUUUGAUAAAGAUCACAAAAUUGUCACAUGAUCUGCCUUGACCUUGCAAUAUUCAAGAGCAAUAUCUUUCUUUGACCACCAUGUAAGCACUAAAUUCAAACUAUAUAUGAGAUGGGUUGUUGAUUCAAGUGCAUUAAAUACGAUUUAUGCUUUUUUGAAAACACCUUCUUUGGAGGUCUUUAAAUACAUGUUGGAUGGCCAACUCCUGGGAGUGUUUUAGUUGUAUAUUCCUGCAUAGCAAGCGGUGGAUUAGACGGCCUUUGUGGUUCCUUCCAACUCUGUGAAUCAACAAUUCUAUAAAACUGGUGAAAAGCUAAUAAUAAUAAUAAUAAUAAUAACAACAACACCAACAACAACACUGGGUGCCGUGCCAAAAGAUCUCAGCCGGCAUUUGGAAACAAUAGACAUUGACAAAAUUAUGAUCUGUCAACUGCAAAAGGCCACCCUACUGGGAUCUGCACGCAUCAUCCAAAAAUACAUCACACAGUCCUAGACACUUGGGAAGUGUUCGACUUGAGAUUUUGUAAAACGAAAUCCAGCAUAUCUAUCUUGUUUGCUGUGUCAUACAUAAAAUAAUAAUAAACAACUUUAUUUGUAUUCCGCCCUAUCUCCCCAAGGGGACUCAGGGCAGAUUCCAACAUACAAUGGCAAACAUUCAAUGCCUCAGUAAACAAACAAAUACUGACAUAAAAAUCCCAGAGAAACCCCGCAUAUAAAAAUAACAUUAAAACCUAACAUCAAUUUAAAGUCUAACAUCAGUAAAUUAAAAUAGAAGUAAAUGAAUGCCUGUUGUGGAUUUCAGUCAUUUCAAAGGAUAUACCCUUUUUAUUGUGAGCUCCCCCCUAUCCCUUUAAAGCAGUCAUCACUUUACAAGAACUUAAUCAAAACCCAAAAUUUAAAUUUUCCCUGUGUGGCAGUAGGUGAUCUGAGCAUUAGCUCUAGUUGUUAAAAAUACUUCCCACUUUGCUGGGGUGCAACAUAGCGAUACAGCAAUUAUAUGUGUAUAUUACUUGUCCCUUUAGAUGCUCUAAUGUAAGAAUGUUGGCAAUCCAUGUUGAUACUGCAAAGUGUGGUCAGAGCCCUUUUCACAUCAACAUCCCCAAAUUCUUUUAAAAACAACCACUCUGAGGAGCAAUAAAACUGACAGCUGGUUUUCCAGUGGGACAUUCCAGUUUCUUUGCAGCUGCAUAGCCAUAAUUAUUUAAUUAGAGCUGCCAACUGUGCCUAUAUAAGCAUUAAUUUAUCAAGCUGUUGUGCUUGGGUUAAUGGGCCAAAACAGUGGGAGGUCUUCUAAUACAACUAGUUAGCUACAUGCAGAGAUGUUCUUUGCUGAUCAGCUUAUGUAUCUCCUGUGCAAGAGCACAGGGAGCAUGGAAGAUCUCAUAUUUUCCAAAAGGUUGUGAGUCAAGCUGCUGUAAUUUAUAUUACAAACACUCAAUUUAUUAAGACAUCAAUGAGAUUAUUUUUAUUUGAAAUCUGUAAACCUUGUGUGCAAAAGGCAAUUUAUUGCAAAUUUUCCAGAUAAUGAAAAAAGGGAGGGAAAGGCAGAUGUUUCCUAGACAAACUGAAUGUUGUAGUGUUAAAGUAACCAACAACAACUCAAAGGAGAGAUAUAGGUAAUAUAUAUAGUCUUUCUUUUGUGGACAAUAUAAGCAGGUGUACCAAAUUUUAGUGGGAGAUUCAUAUUCACUGAAGGCAACCAGUGCAGCAAAAUUAUUUCUGUUUGCUGGAUGUGUGGGAAUUGGAGCUGCAGAGGAAAAACAGGACCAGAUGACAAUGCAAUGUGUGUGUUCAGUGCAGCUGGGCUGUGCUCCAGCUUAAACUAGGCCAGCACAAGAGGGAAUUGAGAGGUAGGCUGUGCCUGUGUGUAUGUUGGGUCCAUUAUUUAACAGAUCUGGGGAUUACAGGCUCUUCGUGUGGUGCUCUGCUGGAAGAAAAGAUUGUGAAGAAGGAUGAGUUGCUGUUCAAAACAGAUCACAGGUUCAGGCUCUCUUCUAGUUUAGUAAUAGAGUCCUGUACCUGUCUUCCUUGUCACCCAAAGUUUAGCUGGAAGUUUAAAUGGGAACAGAGGUUUCUUAAAGCUACCCUCUUCUAUCUGCUUUAGCAUCUAUACCUUUUUCUAAAUUGCAGCUCUUAUAUAUUCAGAAAUAAUAUAGUAGUUGUAUAUUUAAGGAUGACAGAAUCUUCUCUAAGGUAGCCCCCUUCAAAAGUGUCCAGGCAUCUCCCCAGGUUGUUUGUGGACCAUGGGGCCGUUUUGGAAGGGCUGAAGACAGAACCAGCUCCAGUUUGAAGAGGGUCCUGGCAAAGUGUCUGCUGGUAUAUCCAUCAUGAAUUUCUGGGGCACUAGUAGCACAUACCCUCCAACUGUUCCAGUUGGGCAGGGAAAGUCCUGAUUAUGUCCCUGCCAUCCUACUUUCUCAACUACUUUUAAAAUACUAUAGUUUCUCUUUUCUCCCUUUACCCUCCACUUAUUUCAGUUGCUUGUUUUGAUUUGCUCUCCUACCAGCGAAAUCAUGAUACAACACAAACAUAUGGGUUUAACUGUGAGCAAGUUUAUUAUACAUUACCAAUCAACAUCUGUGUGAUCUACAAACAAAAUUAAAGGGCGUGAACAUAAACUUGAACUUGCCCUUACACUUGAACUUGAAUGUGAAUUUACACUUGACUUUGUUAAGCGAUACCAUUGAGGCCUUGACCCUCCAAGGCCAACUCUUCCCCCAACAAUGGGGCACCACCACACUCCCCAGGUGCAACCCACUUGUUGCGCCUAAUGGGACAGCCUGAUAAUCAAGUGUAAAUCUCCACAUCGACGUCCACACUUCAGUGGUGUACAUAGUUAUAUACAAAUCCUUGCUUUUAACAAGUGCUACCUAAUUAUGACCCCUUUACCCAAUUUGCCAUGUAAUGAGCAGUGUAGGGUAGGCGAAAAAAAACCCCCAGCGUUGUAGGGGGAAAGGUUCCUACCCGGCCCCCAUGGGCGACCCUCGCAAGUACACUGCUCAGGGCGGGUGGGUGGGUGAGUGUCCAGGCAAAAGUGACCUGGGCGGGGAAGCCCUUCCUGGAUAGCCCCGCCCAAAAGUAGUCCCAGCCGGGGCUAUUUGCCUCUCCCUUUCCUGGAAGGGAGCAAAGCGCUUCCCCGCCCCCAUGCUAGGGGCAGGAAAGAAAAUUGUUCUCCUACCAGUGAAAUCAUGAGACAACACAACCAUGUGGGCUUAACUAUGAGCAACUUUAUUAUACGUUACCAGUCAAUAUCUGUGUGAUCUACAAACAAAAUUAAAGGGUGUGAACAUAAACUUGAACUUGCCCUUAAACUUGAACUUACACUUUACUUUGUUAAGCGAUACCAUUGAGGCCUUGACCCUCCAAGGCCAACUCUUCCCCCAACAAUGGGGCACCACCAUACUCCCCAGGUGCAACCCACUUGUUGCGCCUAAUGGGACAGCCUGAUAAUCAAGUGUUCCAGCGAGACUAUGGUUAAAGUAAGCUCGCUUUACCACCACAGAUUAGGGAUAAGCUUCUGCUUAGUCACUAUCUCCCACUAAGCUUCCAACGCCUCUUGAAUUCCUUCUGAUUGUUGCCUGCGUCUGAUAAGUGGAUGCCGUCUGCUCAAUAAAAGUCGUAUCUACUCCUCAUGAUCAUGGGAUUUAUUUAUUUAUUUAUUUACAACAUUUCUACCCCGCCUUUCUCACCUGUGGGGACUCAAGGCGGCUUACAAUAAUAGGCAAAAAUUCAAUGCCUGACACAAUACAUUAAAACAACAGUUCAUAUAAAACAUGCUUAAGUGACCUGGGCGGGGAAGCCCUACCUGGCUAGCUCUGCCCAAAAGUAGUCCCGGCUGAGAUUAUUUGCCUCUCCCUUCGCUGGGAAGGAGCAAAGCGCUUCCCCGCCCCCAUGCUGGGGGCAGGAAAGGGAAUAUUUCAAACUGGAUUUGAAGUGCAAAAGUAGUUUGCACUUAUUUAUCUUGGGGUGGGUGGAUGAGAAAACCUUCCCAGUAGAUUUUGAUGAAAACAAACUGUGGAAGCCUCUUUUAGCUCAUGUCAUCUUCUUCAGUAAUAACUAUCUUUACAACACAAUGAUGUUGAUCAACCAUACAUGUCCUGGUUUCCAUCUCUAAAAUAUUGGCAGAUACAAUAUAAAUGAUGGUGUUUUGAACAGUAUUGGGUGCAAUUGUGAUUUUUUUUUCUCAUGAUGUUGUGGAAUAAUGCUAUGCAACAAGUUUGGGACCUAGAGAUAACCUAAAGGGUGCAGUGCUUGACAGGUAUCUGAUCCAGAGGACCAGCAUGUUCCCCUAAUAUGCCAGGGACUAGUACUGCAUUUUUGUCUAUUGAUGCAGCUGUUUCUUUAUUUCCUGAAAACUAUCCAUAGACCAGCAACCAAUGGCUUACAGUCUACCAUUGGUCAUAGAACUGGGGUGUUGAACUUCCCUGAUCUAAUGCUUUCCAGACGAUUGAAGCUGAGUAAAACUGAAGGGUGUGGGGAAAGACAAUGUUAGAUAUUAGCACUCCUGAGGUUUCCCAAGCUGCUCAAAGAUAUUGAAGAUUUUUUUACACUCAUUUUUCAUUAUUGUGGAAUAACACCUUUUUUGUGCUUAUUUCUAACUAAUAGUAUGUAAUAUUUUUUUUUAUUGUUUUGGCAUUAUCCUCCCCAUAAAGUUAUGCACCUUUUGCCUUUUCUCCUUCAUUUUCUCUUCCCUUGUUUUGUUUAUCCUUUGUCUUGCCACCCCCCCUUAAAAGUACAAUAAUGAGGAGUGGUAUUGCUUUGUUCUGUUGUCUCCCACAAUGCUGUGGUAGUAUAAUUCUAACCCAGAAGAAACAAACAAAAAAGUGAAAAGAGAAAGGAAGGCUGUGUCAUAUGUUAAGAGUGUACUGUGAAUCUUCCAGUUUGGCUUCCCCUCUUUCCUUCCUCGCCAGAAUUUCUGUGUAGGGGCAUCGAUGUAUACUACAACACAAAUAAGAACCUAAAAGGUAGGAAAAAUGGUGACAGGUUCUUACCCUCCUUUACUUCCCUUACAGAUAGACUGCAACAUACAGUAGAGUCUCACUUAUCCAAGCUAAACGGGCCAGCAGAAGCUUGGAUAAGCGAAUAUCUUGGAUAAUAAAGAGGGAUUAAGGAAAAGCUUAUUAAACAUCAAAUUAGGUUAUGAUUUUACAAAUUAAGCACCAAAACAUCAUGUUUUACAACAAAUUUGACAGAAAAAGCAGUUCAAUACACAGUAAUGUUAUGUUGUAAUUACUGCAUUUACGAAUUUAGCACCAAAAUAUCACGAUAUAUUGAAAACAUUGACUACAGAAAUGCCUUGGAUAAUCCAGAAACUUGGAUAAGUGAGGCUUGGAUAAGUGAGACUCUACUGUAUAUGCAAAAAUAUAUUAAUACACAUCAACAGGGUGAAUAUGCCUUAUCUAAAAUUUUUGGGACCAGAAGUGUUAUGUAUUUCAGGCUUUUUUUGGAUUUUAGAAUGCUAUAUAUAUAAAAUGAGAUACCUUGGAGAUAGAAUCCAAAUCUAAACACGAAAUUCCUUUAUGUUUCAUAUACAUCAUAUACACAUAGCUGAAGGUAAAUAUUUUAAAUAUUUUUGCACACAAAAGAAAUCUGUAAACAUUGAACCACCAGAAAGCAAUGGUGGCAGUAUCUCAGCCACCUGAUGUGGUCAAUUUUGGAGUAGUUCAGAAUUCUGGAUAAGAGAUGCUCAAUCUGUACCACCCAGCCACUCCUGCCCUCCCACUCUUCUCUAUGUCUUUCUAGAUAAGUGGUUCUCAACCUGUGAGUCCCUGGUGUUUUGGCCUACAACUCCUAGAAAUCCCAACCAGUUUACCAGCUGUUAGGAUUUCUGGGAGUUGAAGGCCAAAACUUCUGGGGAUCCACAGGUUGAGAACCACUGUUCUAGAUUAACCAAAGGAAAUCAGUCUGAAAGAGAAAGGGUAGGACUUGAAAGGCAGGAAGUGAGUCUAUGGACCUCAUCAAAUGGAGGCUGAGAAGCCAGGGGACAGCAGGGGAAAUUGUGGGGCAGCAUACCACUUCAUGCCCUUAUCAUCAUUGGCUGUGGAAUCCCUUUUCCACAUUUCUCUGCUGUCCCCUGCUUCCUCCUGCUUCCUCCCCAGCUUCUUCUAUGAGGAGUCGUGUGUACACGUGACUCCUCAGUGAUAAUAAUAAUAAUAAUAAUUUUAUUUUUGUACCCCGCCACCAUCUCCCCAGAGGGACUUGGGGCGGCUUACAGAUAUAAAACCAGCAUACAGUAUACAGUUUUACAAAAACACACAAAUAAAUUUAAAAGGCAUUAAAAAUCACAAUCAUUAUAAAACACAUGAAAAACACAGCAAUAAAAACAUAAAAUGAGCUGGGCAAAGUGCACUGAGUGGAACUUGUAAACAAGAAGGAAGUUAAGGUGCUACAAGGUCAUGGGAAGAGCCUUAGACUGGGGUGAACACUGAGGCUAUGUCAAGGAGUUAACCAAGAGGUACAACUGGUCAGAAGAACCCGCUAGUACCAGGGUUUAGUAUACAGUGGGCGGUACUUCUUCAAAGGCCUGUUUGAAGAGCCAGGUUUUCAGGCUCUUCCUGAACACUUCCAAGGUGGCAGCUUGCCUAAUUUCCCUGGGGAGUGCGUUCCAGAGCCGGGGGGCCGCCACGGAGAAGGCCCUCUCCCUCGUCCCCAACAACCGCACUUGUGACGGAGGCGGAAGCGAGAGGAGGGCCUCCCCCGACGAACGAAGAGAUCGUGCGGGUUCAUAGGGGGAGAUGCGGUCAGAAAGGUAAGUGGGUCCCAAACCGUUCAGUGCACUGUCUUUUGGUGCUGCCGGCAUGCUGCUGGCAUGGAGCCUCACUGGAAGUAGUCCUACGCCAUCUGAUGGGUUCUGGUGAACUUUGUGCUGGUAGUGUGCCGGCAGCGCUGUGACGCGGGGGAAGAGGCUUCUUGGCCUCCACCUGAUGAGGUCAUACAAGACAUCUCUCACAAUUCUCCCACCAUUUCUAGUGGGUUAUACUUCACAUGACAAAAAACCUAGUAGGUUUGAAAGGGAAUACACAGUUGCUGGACUAUCAGAGCUGAAAAAAGGAUUUGAAGGGGGAACAGUGAAGAACUCUAGCACAAUGGAGGCAAUGCUGUGUAAAAGCACCCACAGCUCCCCACAAGCAAAUGUGUCUGUUUCAGAAUUAAGGUCCUGUCUGGAAAAACUCUGGAGUAGAUGCAUGAAUAAAUACCUGUGAACUUGCUGCAGAUUAUAAAUGAAGUGAUUCUUAAAGCAUGGAUAUUUCAAUGUGUAUUUGUAACAUUGAUUGCCCAGACCUAAUUGACUAUCAGAUUGAACUCAGCACUUUACCCCCAACCCUGGCCCUAUAAUCUGUUUUUGCACAAGCCCAUGCCCCGCCCUCUCUAAUUUUGAUAUGCCCACUCUAGUCCUGGUUCUGGUUAUUGAGAUUGUCUCUGAUUUAUUUUAAUGGUGUUUUAUACUUUACUGUUUUAAUUGUUUACUUAGAUUGUCAUAUGUUUAUUGUGUUUUAAAUGUGUUUUUACUUGGUUAACUUUGCUCCCUUUUGUAAGCCGCCCCAUGUCCCUUUGGGGAGUUGGUGGCAGGAUAUAAAAAUAAAGUUAUCAUUAUUCUCCCAAUGCUAAUUUAGAUUACUCUACAUUUCCCACUACUCAGGAUAGCAAAAAAAGAGAAAGAAAUAGCACUAGCUGACACAAAUGUGAGACCCUGAAAAAUAGCAGAAUUGAUUGGAGACUUGAUAAAACUGCUGAUUUGCAUGGUAGGCAAAUGAUAGCUGGUAAUGGCUCCAGCUGUGGCUACUGGGACAGGCUUAGGCAGAUUUUUAGGAGGAAAUAUUAUCAAUGGUUGGUGAGAGUCAUGAUUUAGUGGAUCAUAGGUAGCAUGUGUUUGAAAACUAGCUGCUGAAAACAACAGCAGAAAGGGGAUUUUUACUCUUAUGUCCUGCUUCUGGCUUUCCAAAAAGGAUUCAGGUUGGCCACUGUGGAAAACAGGAUGCUGGACUUGAGAGACCUUUCACUGAAUCCUGAACUCUCCUUAAGCUGUUCUUGAUCCAACAGCCAUUCACAUAAUGAGCUCAAAUAUAGCUGUAAAUGAACAUGUCCAUUAUUUCAGACAUUUUCUAAAGUCUGAACAAGCAUGUCUACAUUUUUUAAAAAUUUGGAAUUAUUAUGCACAUUUCCUUGAGGCUUGUCUUGCUUUAUGACUACAUACACAACACAUCUUGGGGAACUGUAAUGUUCAAAGGAAGCAUUGAGACAUCUAUAGCAAAGUGACUGUGGGCUGAAAACUAAUUGACAGGCAUUGUGAGCCUUAUAGUCAUUGACUGCAUUCACUCAUUAUAUGAGCCCUGUGGGUUGUGGCCCCAUUCUUCACCUUAUCCUUCCAUCGAAGCACUGUUUGGUUUAUUCAUUCAGCUGAUGAAGUCUGCUAUGAAUAUUAAGAGAAAGAUAUGGAGUAAUCAUCAUUUUAUAUGUAGUUAAAUGACUAUAUGCUGUUGGGUAGGAGCUGGGAUUUGAGGAAAUGUGUGCAAUAAUUGGUGUCUGCUUAGAAUUCAGAUUUAUGACCUUUAACAACAAAUACAAAGGAAACCCUGAGGGUAUUCGGAUGGCAUACUUUACCUAAGAUUAAUUUAACCGACCAAAACAUGUCACCAUUUCUAUUUGAACAAAGCGUGAAAGAGCAUUUAAUUAGUAAGUGUAUUUAUACACAUAUUCAUGCAGUAUAACUGGCAUGGUAAGGCAGAAAAUUCAUGAGCUGCCAAUCCUGAAUGCUUUGCUGAAGUGAAUUUCAUUUGUUGUAACGCCGUUGCAGCCAUGUCAGCAUCACGUCAUGUUCUCUGAGAGAAAUGACACUGUGCCACCUUUAAUGUAUUGUGGCAGGUGGUUUUGCCUGCUCAAGCCUACUUCAUCAGAACCAUGCAGUGGCCUGGAAAGUAGGUAGAUAUACAUGUGGUAUGACAAUCACUAAUACAGUGAAGCUAAAGGGUAAAGAAAAUGUAAGUGCUAGAAAACAAUCCAUUAGGUAUCUUCUAUCCUAACUAAUAUGCUGUGAUAGCCAUGCCUACCUUAUCUGAUAUGUUAUGGUAGUUUAGAGGGAAACUUUUACAACUUUGAUGAACCCAGGAAAGACACAGAGAUAAGCGGGAAAAAGCAUAUCACCAAUAAAGUUCAAGCAUAUGUUAUCCAGAAUUGUGAAAUACAAAAUAUUCCAAAACCAAAAAAAUGUCUACAUAAAUGGCUAAUAGUGACACUUUUGUAUUAUAAUGAUUCAGUGUACAGAAACUUUGUUUCAUGCACAAAAUUAAUAAACAUAUUAGGAUUAAAAUUAUCUUCAGGCGAUGAACAAAAGGAGUAUAUGAAACAUACAUGAAUUUUGUGUUUAGACUUGGGUCCCAUCUCCAACAUAUCUCAUUAUGCAUAUGUAAGUAUCCCACAAAAUAAAGCAACAUGGAACAUUUUUGGGCCCAAGCAUUUCAAAUAAUGGGUACUCAACUGAACUGACAUUCAUUACACAAUCGGGUAUUGGAGUCAGCAAAACAGGUCUUCUUGUUUUGGUUUUACCAAUCACAGUUCUGUUAUUGGGCAGGAUCAUUGAACAGGACAAUAUUUAGAUAAUACUGUGCUGUUAUGUUUGAUUAAAAUUACUUUAGGUCUAUACUAUGGAUGGGAUUGCCAUAAAAUUGCAAGAUGCAUGAUAUUUAAAGCAGUGCUAAUCUGGUAUUAGAGCCUCUGGCGGCCCAGUGUGUUAAAGCGCUGAGCUGCUGAACUUGCAGACCGAAAGGUCCCAGGUUGAAAUGCGGGGAGUGGAGUGAGCGCCCACUGUUAGCUCCAGCUUCUGCCAACCUAGCAGUUCCAAAACAUGCCAAUGUGAGUAGAUCAAUAGGUACCGCUCCGGUAGGAAGGUAAUGGCAUUCCAUGCAGUCAUGCCGGCCACAUGACCUUGGAGGUGUCUAUGGACAAUGCCAGCUCUUCGGCUUAGAAAUUGAGAUGAGCACCAACCCCCAGAGUUGGACACGACUGGACUUAACGUCAGGGGAAACCUUUACCUUUACUAAUCUUGUAUUAUAGAAUAUGAGCUGUGGCCAGCUGUCUCCUGUUGACAUUAAUGACUUAAGACAUUUUUUUUUGCAUUAACAAAAAUGGAUGUUGCCUGCAAUGAACUAUUUGGUUUCUAUGGAAUCAAUGGUUUGUCUUUGCACUUAGGUUUCAAAUUUUUAAAGUAAAGUCAAAGGCAAAUAAAUCCUCUUUACCUCAUCUGUGAAAUGUCCUCAGAAAAAAAUAAGUUCUCCAGUGACUCUUUGAAUACUUAAUAAUCUGUCUUGAGAAUUACCAUUAAAUUUCUACCUUGGACUUGUAUCUGGAUGUUAUUUUCUGGGACAACACUUUUAUUUUCUGCACUAAUCCUAUUGACCUUUUUUGUAAAAAAAUUCUUUAAGAUCUAAACUAAAAUUUUAAUGUUUUUAUAGAAAAUGUAUGAUUAAGUGCAUAGCACAGUUAUAUUCAAAGAUCUAAAGCAAGACUUAGUAAAUAGAUACUCAGUCUAUAUCACAGUUUGGCAAACCACUCCCAGAACCAUACAACCUUUAUGGGCAAUGCCAUUUAACUGAGAGGUUUUGCAAGUUGUAGUCUGAAUUUUUUUAAAAGAAAAGCUCUCAUCUAUUUUAUGGUGAAAUCUUAUCUCAACAACUUCACUCUCUCUCAUGUGACAGUUCCUGCUGCUGCCUUGUGAGAAACCAGGCAGUGCCAUCUUAAGAUCUCCAAUUGCCCCUUCUUUCAUAGGUCACAGUAUGAUUUAAUGGUAAAGCACAUUUUUGAAAGUUAACAGCACUGCACAAAUGGAAUAUCUAAAAUGAACUGCUGAUUGUUCUGAAAUUUAAUGAUCUCUCAUGAGAGCCUGAGUUCUAAAGCACGCAGAGUGGGUGAGAGGAAGAGUGGGAGGGAGGAAGUUCAAAUGCUGUUGGAUUUAUGCAGUUGCCAGAGUGGAAGACAGGCUGUGCACAGGAUGAGAACUGAUGGAACCAAAACACUGUCCUCUCACAGGGGGCAAGUUUUCUCUGGCAAAGAAAUGAAAGAUUACUGCACUCAGAUUCUCGUGGUUAACUAGUACCUCAAAUAAGAAAUCUCUUCCAUGAAAAUUUCCUUCAAUACCAACAUUACUAGCUUUACAGAGAAUGAGUCACUGAAAAUCGUUUGCACUUAGAACUCUUAGAUUUGCUGUGUUUGCAUUCCCUUGGUAACUUUGCCUGCUCUGUUUCCUUGGCUGCCUAAAUAGUAUCUCUAAAUGCUCAGCUGACAUUUUUAAGUAACUACAAUCGUAGAAAUUUGAGAAUUGAGGGUCUGGAAUUAUUAUUGGGGAGACAACAACCUCAUUUUGCUUUUCCCUCCUGCUAUACCUGUAGCUAUAUUCACUAGAAAUUGGUAAAUUAAAAAAUGUUCCUUAACAUGAGACAAAGAUUUUGCCUUCUCCGUGUUUCUCAGUUUUGCUUUUUUGUGUAACCUGAAUCUGCAUACUGACAAUUUAAAGUAGUGUGUAACGAAAAACCUUAUUAUAAUGGGGAUUUUUGUCUAUGUUAUUUAACGUGGGUAUUGUGGCAAAGGUAUGCAGGAGUUACCUACUUCUUAUUGGUUAUUGUGUCACCAUGGUAAUGUAGCUACUGCUGUAGAAAUGUAUUUAUUUAUUUAUAUCAUUUUUUCCCGCCCUUCUCACCCGGAGGUACCCAGGGCAGCUUACAACAGUCGGCAAUUACAUUGCCCAAGAUACAUUCAAUAAAGCAAUGACAUAUGACAGGGCCUUCUCUGUGGUGGCCCCCCGACUCUGGAACACCCUCCCCAAGGAUCUCAGACAGGCCCCUACAUUGGCAGUCUUCAGAAAGAACUUGAAGACCUGGCUGUUCCAAUGUGCCUUCCCAGAUUAAUAGGAAAUCUCCAACACCAAGUCCCAUAAGCACUUUAUUAGAACUAAGAUCGUAUAUCGCACUCUGCACUUGCCCUAUAACCUUAUAUAUCACCUGUCACAUCAGCACUUUUAAUCUUGUACCCAUUACUCUGGCCCGGCCCAGUUCUAUUGUGUUUUAGCGUAUUGUUUAUUGCUUGUUGUUUAUACUGUUUUAAUUGUUUUUAAUUUGCCUUUUUGUUUUGUAUUGUUAUAUUGUGUGUUGAGGCCUUGGCCUUUGUAAGCCGCAUCGAGUCCUUCGGGAGAUGCUAGCGGGGUACGAAUAAAGUUUAAUAAUAAUAAUAAUAAUGUAUCCAUUCUGAGUGGCUAGCAAAAAAGGGGCGGAGCUAGCUGGAAGAAAAAAAAGGAGAAAGUCAGCUCAGUCUCUAAUCUGAUGAGCUAGAGCAGGGGUCCCCAAACCUUUUAAACAGGGGGCCAGUUCACGAUCCUUCGGACCGUUGGAGGGCCGGACUAUAGUUGGCCACCGAGCAAUAAUAAUAAUGACAACAACAACAACAACAACAACAACAAUAAAAAAGAGGGUUGGAAGAGACCCUUUGGGCUAUUGAGUCCAAUCCCCUUCUGCCUUUGUGCACCAAAAGCACAAGCAAAGCACCCCUAACAGAUGGCCACCCAGCCUCAAUGUUAAUAAUAAUAAUAAUAAUAAUAAUAAUAAUAAUAAUAAUAAUAAUAAUAAUAAAAUUACGAUCUGCCAACUGCAAAAGGCCACCCUACUGGGAUCUGCACACAUCAUCCGAAAAUACAUCACACAGUCCUAGACACUUGGGAAGUGUUCGACUUGGGAUUUUGUGAUACGAAAUCCAGCAUAUCUAUCUUGUUUGCUGUGACAUAAUAAAAUAAUAAUGAUAAUAAUAAUAAUAAUAAUAAUAAUAAUAAUAAUAAUAAUAAAAAAGAGGGUUGGAAGAGACCCCUUGGGUCAUUUAGUCCAAUCCCCUUCUGCCCUUGUGCACCAAAAGCACAAGCAAAGCACCCGACAGAUGGCCACCCAGCCUCAAUGUUAAUAAUAAUAAGAAGAAGAAGAAGAAGGAGGAGGAGGAGGAGGGUUGGAAGAGAAGAAGAGACCCCCUGGGUCAUUUAGUCCAACCCUCUUUUGCCCUUGUGCCGUGGGGGCCGGAUAAAUGGCUUUGAUGGGCCGCAUCUGGCCCCCGGGCCUUAGUUUGGGGACCCCUGAGCUAGAGGGAAGAUGAUAUAUGUUUAAGUGUGUAGCUUCCAAUGUUGUAUUGAAAUAUAAAGGGACUAGUUUAAGUCCAGGUUUUCAGUUGGGUAAAGCUGAGAGAGAAAGAGAAUCAUUUGAGACAAAGUUUCAGUCAAUUUAUUGAUGUUAAAGAGUGAAAGAUAAUAUCUAUUAUAUGCAAGUGGAAUUGACCGAAAGAACUUUUUAACAAGAUACGCUUUAUGUGCCAGAGAAUUCAUAAAUAAACAGAAAAGUUC